Molecule: messenger RNA, 1769 nt
Organism: Salvia hispanica
Lineage: Eukaryota; Viridiplantae; Streptophyta; Magnoliopsida; Lamiales; Lamiaceae
Product: high affinity nitrate transporter 2.6-like
Biological process (GO): transmembrane transport
Molecular function (GO): nitrate transmembrane transporter activity
Source: RefSeq, a predicted model, not a curated record
UAAAUCUUCUUCUCUUCACUUCAAAUCCUCACUUCCUAGUGUUGAAAGAAAGCCGAAAAUGGGCGAAAUCAAUGUGCCUCUUCCACCCUUGUCCAUCACUGCCGACAGUACUAAGUUCUCUCUGCCGGUAGAUUCGGAGCACAAGGCAAAAGUCCUGAAAGUCACCUCCUUCGCUCAGCCCCACAUGCGAUCCUUCCACCUAGCCUGGAUCUCCUUCUUCACCUGCUUCAUCUCCACCUUCGCCGCCGCCCCCUUGGUCCCCAUCAUCCGCGACAACAUCAACCUCACCCGCUCCGACAUCGGCAACGCCGGCGUCGCCUCUGUCUCCGGGAGCAUCUUCUCCCGCCUCAUGAUGGGCGUCGUCUGCGACCUCAUUGGCCCCCGCUACGGCUGCGCGGUCCUCAACCUCCUCGCCGCCCCCGUCGUCUUCUCCACCGUCUUCGUCUCCUCGCCCCAGGGCUACGUGGCCGUCCGCUUCAUGACGGGCUUCUCCCUCGCCACCUUCGUGUCGUGCCAGUACUGGACCAGCGUCAUGUUCAACAGCUCCAUCAUCGGCACCGUCAACGGCGUCGCCGGUGGCUGGGGCGACAUGGGCGGCGGCAUCACGCAGCUCCUCAUGCCCUUCCUCUUCCACCUCAUCAAGAUCUCCGGCGCCACCCCCUACACGGCGUGGCGCAUCGCAUUCAUGAUCCCGGGAUGGCUCCAUGUCAUCAUCGGGGUCAUGGUGCUGACCAUGGGUCAAGACCUGCCAGAUGGCAACCUUAGCACUCUCCAGAAGAGUGGCGAUGUUGCAAAGGACAACUUUUCCAAGGUAUUCCGCCACGCUCUCACAAAUUACAGAACAUGGGUUUUUUUCCUUCUCUAUGGCUUCUCCAUGGGAGUUGAACUUUGCAUUAACAAUGUCAUUGCUGAAUAUUUCUACGACAGGUUCAACCUGAAGCUACACACAGCCGGAGUAAUCGCGGCCACGUUCGGAAUGGCGAACUUCUUCGCGCGGCCCUUGGGCGGCUACGCCUCGGACAUAGCCGCCAAGAGGUUCGGAAUGAGGGGCAGGCUGUGGAUCCUAUGGAUAUUCCAAACACUAGGAGGAGUGUUCUGCAUGUGGCUGGGGCGCUCCAACUCACUGGUGAUGGCCAUCGCCUCCAUGAUCCUCUUCUCCAUCGGCGCACAAGCCGCCUGCGGAGCCACGUACGGCAUCAUCCCCUUUGUUUCCAGAAGAUCGCUAGGGCUGAUCUCCGGCCUCACCGGCGCCGGAGGGAACUUCGGCGGCGGACUCACGCAGCUCGUGUUCUUCUCCGGCACGCGAUUCUCCACCGCGGACGGCCUCACCUACAUGGGAGCCAUGGCUGUGGCGUGCACGGUUCCGGUUGCGAUGAUCCACUUCCCGCAGUGGGGGAGCAUGUUCCUGCCGCCGUCCAAGAGCGGGAAGCACACGGAGGAGAGCUACUAUGCUUCGGAGUGGAGUGAGGAGGAGAGGGAGAGGGGCUUGCACGGCGGCAGCCUUAAGUUCGCCGAGAACAGCCGGUCCGAGCGUGGGAGCCGGGCCGAGAUCGCAGCGUCCUUAACCCCGCCGGGCUCCACUCCGCUUCAUGUUUAGCCACAACCUUUAUUGUUAUAUUUUGUGUAAUCUAAAAGCGUUGUAUAUCAUGAUUGGUCGUAUUUAGUUGUAAAUGUACAACCAUGACCGGCGCUUUUUUAAUUCUUGUCACUCUAUUGUAUUUUGUACUUACUGGAUAUGGAUCAAAAUGUUGGCUUCUUGCUUCGUUGUU